UUGACUGCCCUUGUGGCGGAAACCCCGAGUUUUUUUUUUUUUGUUUUUUUUGCGGAAACCCAAAGCAUUCUUUCCUGCCUGUAUCAACCUUCUUUUUUUCUGCUUUGUUACGCGACUCCUUGGCCUCAUCUUGGGUAAGCUUUUCCUUUUGAGCCUACUCGUUAGGGGAUUCUGCUUCCUGGUCAAUCAUGCCACGAUCGCCACCACCGCCACCUACAGGCAGGGAUAGCAAUUUGACCCCAUAGCUAGCGCCUCUUCUGGUAUUACGGUAACAAUCCUGAUCCUGCCCGCGCGAAGUCACCGCGGCCCCUCUCCUAGGAGCGGAGAGACCACCAACGAUCUUCCUCCCCGCGGUAGUUGAAAAGCCGCUUCGAUCUGUGCCCAUACAUGCCCCCACGAGGCUGACUGCCGUCAGCCGCGAUCCUCAGUGAUAUCACAAGAAGGAUAGAUGGCAGAACGGGAGACUGAAGAAAUUAUUGGCGACACAUAUCAAGAGCAUGAUCAAGGCUAUGACGAGCUUAUGCCACAUAACCCCGUGAAAUUACUGCACAAGUACCACCUGCUGCUUUUGAUAUUGGCAUUCGGCACGUCUGUUAUUUUACAAGCUGUCCUUCGAUCUGAAGGAAUGGUGGGAUUUAAGACAGCUCUUGCAGAUUUCAACAUACUCUUGUUUGUUAUGGGGCUGAUGAAUUCAUUAGUGUGGAUGUGCUCUCGGAAGUCCAUAUUUGCUGGUCUGGAGACCUACUUCAGGGCUGCUGCUGUAGUGCUUGAAGAUUAUGUUCUCUUAACAACGCUCAACAAAAGGUACAUCGAAAUGGUUACCAUCCCGCUUAUGAUCUUUGCCUUCAUUGCUGCACUUUGGUUCACACUCCCUGUGCCGAAGUUAGGCACACAGAAUGAGUAUCGAAGUGGAGAGAUUUCAUUGGAAAAAGAGAAAGAAAGCAGCUACCAAAGUGAAGAGAAUCUCUUGAAGAAAGAUGCACAGAGCCAGUACCAAAGUAAAGAGGUUCCCUUGGAAGAAAAUACACAGACCAAGGACCAAAAUGAAGAGGUUCGCUUGGAAGGAUAUACACAGAGCGAGUAUGAAAGUGGAGAGAUUUCCUUAGAAAAAGAUCACCUUCCUUCAAUGCAUAGAGAGUACCAGAGUGAAGAUAGUCUCUUGAAAAAAGACACACAGGGUGAGAAGCAAAGUGAAGAGGUUAACCGGGAAGAAGAUACACAGAGCCAGUACCAAAGUGAAGAGGUCCCCUUGGAAGAAAAUACACAGACCGAGGACCAAAAUGGAAGUGGAGAGGAUCCCGUAGAAAAAUGCACACAAUGGGAGUUGAUGAAAGUAGCAAUGGUACCUCAUUUUAUACAGUUGUCAUUGGGAGUAUGGUUUCAAUCCAAAGGACAACUAGAAGACGGCAUUUUUAUUGUCUCCAAUUUUCUUCUGUUCUUCAGUUCGGCACUAUGUGCACUAACAGUGAUGAUGGCCUCACCGCCCAUUGGACUCAACCCUGGUGUUGUAGUACAGGUGCUGCCGGUGAUGCAUAAGACCAGCAUUAUAAUGCUCAUGAUGACAGCUCACGCAAUGGCCGCAGAAUGGCUUCGGGAGGAUAUCGUAUUUGUUUGCGUGCCGGAGCUUGCUGCACUGCUUGCAUGGUUCAAUGUUUAUCUUUGUCAUCCUGAGCAUGGGGUGAGCAUAAAAGUUGCCACGUCGCGCAGAUCGUGCGUCAUCGUUCUCGGCUCAGUUGGAGCUAUUCUGAUAUGCUUGGCCUCCUUCUAUGCAGAGGACAGGAUAAUUCUGACGUCUAUGCUCAGAAGGGUGCUUUGCAUCGCUAGCUGCUCGUCAGCUCUUUGUUACUUACACCUGUGGCUGCUACAUCAAUGGCCAGCGAGCACACCAGACUCUAACGGACUAGUCCAUCUGCUAAAGUUUUGUUCGGAAAUCAGCUUGUAUGUAGCAGCCAGUAUGCUGUGCUUUGAUCAACAGAUCCUGCAUGAGUCGAUGGCUGCAGCACAUUUUAUGUUUACUUCUCGGCUGAUGCAGCAUCUUUUGUUAAUUCUUUGGGAGAACGUGGAGGAUCUUUUGUUAGAUUUUGAGGAGAAGAUGCAGGAACCUUGGAGGGAAGCUUUCGGGUCAAUACUGGCCAUAGUGCUAACGCUGCUGGCUAUAUAUACUGAGAACAUUCCAGGAGUUAAAUGGAAUCAACACCUACAAAUCAAGAAUAAGAGGAGGCCACGCUUGACCCCGGACAUAAGCAUGCUCCAGGGCAGGGUUGAUGUAGUGGAUAAAAGUUUCAACAAGCUGAUGCCGCAGGAUAUUAUUGUCUCCCUGGACCUCCCCUUCAUCCGUGUCACACUGAACGGCAUCGUGUAUUGGCUCCACCGCUUCUCUGAACAUGCGGACGCCAAUAACGUCGACGUCGCGACAGCGCACAACCAGGGUAUCAAGGAAUGGUUUGAACAAGCAAGUCAACACCACGACGCCGAGCUUAUUCAUGAAGUCCAGUCAGGCUUCGACAAGGUGACCGACGAGGUGACCGAGCAUAUACUACCGCCGGACGCCAACCCGCAGCUGACGGGGCUCUACACGGACAGCUGCAGCCUGGACGAACAGAGGAAAUACUAUUUACAGAAGAUGAUGGCUGGUGCGGGCACCGAGAGACGCGAGGUGGUAUGCAUCUUUCCGAUGGACGACCUCGAGAAGACGGAGCUCGCCUUUGAGGUAUGUGAGCGCAUCAAAGGGAAAUUCAGUUGCCACGUGUCGGUGUCGGCAGGCUGGAAGCCAGACAUGCCCAAGUUGAUCAUGAAUAUGAUAAAACAAGUGGACAGCCAGCACAUAGGAACAGGUGAUGCUGGCGAUGUGGAUCAAUUGACUAAGAGUCUGAAGCAGCUUUUGCAGAAUCACAGCUAUCUUGUUAUGAUUGAUGAUUUACGGAGUACUGAUCAAUGGAUGGCAAUGGAGUCUUGUUUUCCGGAGAACAAUCUGGGUAGUCGGAUAAUUAUCACGACAAGAAUUGAGGAUGCUGCAAAGGCUGGUGGCCCUGUUCCUGUUGAAGCCGAGGUGGAAACUUUGUUUUCCCGCAAAGUUUCUGGAAGUAUGAGUGGCGUUUUCGACAACAAGCCACAAACAAAAGAUGCAUGUGAGCGGUCAGGACUGCAACGGGUGGAACUAGAACAGAUGAAACAAUUCAUCAAAGUUACAUACAAUAGCCUAUCUCCAGAUCUCAGGGCAUGUCUGCUGUACCUAAGCAUAUUUCCAGCGAACCAUGAGAUUGACAUAGAGCGUCUUGUGAGGCUAUGGCUUGCAAAUGGGUUCAUCCGAAGACGGGAAAACCAUUCCAUGGAGGAUACAGCAGGAUGCCACAUCCACGAGCUCAUUGCCAGAAAACUUAUCAAGCCAUCGCAGUGGAGCCAUGAUGGCACCCCUAGGAGUUGCACAGUUCAUCGAGUAAUACACGAAUUCAUUGUUUGGCAGGCCACGAAAAAUAAAUUUGUCUGUUUGAUACAUGCGGAGCAACGAGGUGCCUCACUCUCACCCAGCAACCCCGCUGUCCGAUGGCUAUCUCUGCAGAACAGCACUAAACUAGAUAUUGGAGCGGACUUAUCUUAUGUUCGCUCAGUCACCGUCUUGGGUAAAGCUAGUGCCUUGCCUCCACAGACUAAAUUGAGUUCAAAGCGACUGCGAGUGCUAGACCUCGAAGGCUGUGAAGGUGCAGUGCUCCUUGAUGGCCUCUGGGAGUUGCUGCACCUGAGGUACUUGAGCCUUCGGGGAACAGAUAUCAGUGAGCUCCCGGAAAAGAUUGCGGAACUUAUAUACCUGCAAACACUGGACGUGAGAUCCACAAAGGUAAAAGAGCUACCUCCAAGCAUUGUCGGACUGGAAAAUCUUAUGCAUUUGCUGGCGGGAAACGCCAAGUUACCCCAUGAGAUAAGCAAGAUGAAGGCGCUGGUAACAUUGUCGUGCGCCAACAACAGGAGUUGGGGGAGUUCUGCGAGUGUCCUGAAAGAGCUGGGUGAAAUUGCCAACUUAAGAGAACUGGAAUUAUUUUGUGAGGUUACUCAAAGUUCAGGGGACAAAAAACAUAUGCCCGACGAUGAGAAACAAGUCGUAUUUAUGCGAGAUGGGUUUCAAACUCUUAACAAGCUGCAUAUACAAGGCAGCUUUCCAUCUCUGAGCUUUAAAAUCGGUGCCUUGCCAAAUGUCCAAGUGCUUGAGCUAAAUUUCGAGAAGGGACACCCAGAGGAGUCAGCUGGUGUGUCUGGCAUAGAGCAUCUGCUAAGCCUGGAGCAUGUUCUCCUUGAAUUUUCGCACCAUGGUGGAGGCACCACGGCGACCUAUGCUGCAGUGAAGGAGGCUGCAAAGAUCCACCCUAAUAAACAUCUAAAGGUGACUAUUUGUUCAUAAGAGUGACUAAUAUGGUUUUGGAGCAUUGUGUAAAUUUGUUUGCGAGCAUGGUAAAUAUGCUACGCAUUUUUAUUACAAACAAUGCAAGGAGUUUGUUCAUUUGUAAGUUGUAACAAAAUCAUGUAAAGGUGGUGUUUUCUCACUCACUGUUUGGUGUAACACUCUUGAUUAAAUAAAAGAUCACAACCAUUAGCGCGUUCAAUGCCUCGAGGGAUAGGUAUGAUUACUGAGAUUGCUAGAAAGUUGGUAAUAUGAUUUCUGAAUAAACAAGCUGGUGGGUCCUGUACUCCUAUCCAACUUGCAUAAAAGUGGUGUAGGAUGUUUUAGCUCGUUUGCAUAAGUAAACUGGAAGAAGAAGA
Aegilops tauschii subsp. strangulata is the source of this 4752-nucleotide messenger RNA. RefSeq lists its product as uncharacterized. NCBI's taxonomy places the organism in Eukaryota, Viridiplantae, Streptophyta, Magnoliopsida, Poales, Poaceae. Gene Ontology annotation, biological process: defense response to other organism. The record is from RefSeq and is a predicted model, not a curated record. Gene Ontology annotation, molecular function: ADP binding.